AUGAACUCGACGACGGACGAAGAGGUCGUGACGCCUUCAGCUGCCGAGCAAGGAUGGCCCCUGUUUCUGACCUUUUCUGCUGUUGGCAUGACCGCCCUUUCGACUGUCGCACUCAUCGUCAACCUGUACCUGCUCAUCGUAAGUCUCACUGAAAUAUUUGAUUAACAAGAAAGGUCAAAUCUCUUUAGUUGUUGAAAUGUCAUUGAAAUCGUCAAAAACACUCUUCAAUGUACUACAUCGACAUCUUGAAAUUUCAACUCUAGUUGUUCCGCUACCAAAAGACUCAAAACUUCAGCCUUUUCAUAUGGUGUCAAACUUUUGAAUCCUUUUUUCAAGAUUUGGAAGUUGAUCAGGCCGACAUAAGCGAAGCUCUAGAGUUUUGUUAGAAAGUAUCAAAGAUAAGUGAUUUCGAGAAAAAAUACAAGCUCAAUCUGGGAAUGCUCAACCUUUGCAAAAGCCAGUUGAAAUGAUUUCAUGUUUCGAGCAAAUUGACAAAACUUUCCAUGAAGCCUGGAUUCUAGCUAAGCAGCUGACCAUUACUUAAGAAAGGCAGAUAUUUUACUUCGUGACAUUCAAAACAUUUCUCAGUGAAAUUAUCCGAUAGAAUGUGACUUGAACUGAGUGAAUUCAAAGAUUCUAGAAUGACUCAACAUAAAAUAUUUCGUUUUGUGUAUCAUUUAUUUUAGUGACAUCCAAAACAUUGAGAACAGAAAAUGGGAAAACUCAAAAAGUUUGACAAUAAUAUUUUGGUUCUUUCUUAACUAGCAAGCUGACUUUCAGUCUCCAACCGAAAGUUCAAAUGUGGGAGAAUGAACUUUAAAUUGCGUCCUCUUUGCUCAGUUCGUUAAGAUAAUUGUGGCUGGUUCACUCAUAGUAAGGAUUAUUAGAAUCAGCUGAGUUGCAUGGAAGUUCAAAGCGUGUGGGCAGUGAUAUAUGAGGUCAAAUUCAGAGCUCACCUAGAAAUUCAGACUUUUACUUUGAAACGUUUUCAAAGCAAUUGUUUUUAUUUGCCGUCUUUUUUUAAAAGCCCGAAAUCUGAACGCCGGCAUGUAAUAAUUUUUUGCAAUCUGAGCGAAUCAAAGUGAUACAAUUUGAAAAAGGGCAAUGUAUGGAUUCAAAAAAAAGGUACCGAAAAAGUUUUAAUAAAUUUUUUUAACAGGAACAUAUCAAUAGUUUUUUGCAACCUUUUCAUUUGGUACAUUUGGAAUUUUUGAAAAAUAUUUAUGUUGCAUUUGAACUAUUGAAUGUAAAUCAUUACUCUCCAUUUUCAAAAACCGGACCCUAAAUGCUCGUUUCUUAAAAGAUUGUGUCUAAAGUUCAAAAAAUUUAACAAGAUUUGACAUUCCGACAGUUUACCUAACGAAUUGAAAAGUCAUUGGUAAAAUAUUUAAAUAUUUUUUAGAAUCCAGAAAAACUUUUGUGAAACUCGUUUUGGACGCCUCCAAAAAAGUGUUUUUCUAGUGCUCGCGCUACCUCCGACGUCCGAUUGGAGUGAACCUCCGACUUUGCGUGAGCCUGACAGCCUCGGACGCUCUGUGUGCUGUUUUCUACAUUCUGACGUUCCUGGUGAACGUCUUUUUCAGGGGCUACGUGUCUGACUGCAUUUCCCUUCUUCUCGAGGUCUCGAAAAAGUUCAUCACAAUUUCAAUUUGUUAUUUUGCGCGUUCAGGUCUGCAAAUUGUCUACGUUCACCGCCUCCGUUUUCACUCUCCUUGCGUUGGCUUUGAACCACUACGUUGGAAUCGUGUACCCUCUGCAGAGGUCAUAAUUAAAAUAACGCUAAUUAACGAACCAAAAGUUAUUUUAGAAACGCCAUCACGCCGAAAACAGUGAAAAGCGCAAUUAUCAUUGCGUAUUUGAUUCCUCUUUCGGCUUAUUUGGCUCUUUUCGUCAUUUUUCCUGGAGGUUUGCAUAAUAACUAUCAUAACUGGGAAAUGAAAGAAUGGAAAAGAUUUUUCGAAGGCAAACUCUUGAGAAAGUUCAAAAGCAAAAAAUAAAAUACUUGAAGAGUUCUUGAAAAAUGCCUAUUUUUCAGGACUCCGAGCCAAUCCAGGAUUCUCGAUAGUUUCUUUGGACGGCUGCAGAGACACUACCAUCUACAGUAAGAUAUUUCAUUGGUGGUUGGAAAAAUAUGAGAGUUUUCCAGGAAACAGCGUGUUCCGAUGCACGUUGGUGGCGCCUUUCAUCUUCUUCGUGAUUCUGAUUUCUUUCCUCUACCUGCAUAUCUUAUGCCACAUGAGACAUAUUGCCAAAGAUCCGUUGUUGAAAACAAACAACAAAAGUAAGAGAACGAAUAGAAAACUGCUCGUGACGCUCAUGUUGCUUGCUGGAUCUGCCUGUGUUGGUUCGUCUUGAAUCGUGGAAGAUGGAUGAAAUUUUUUGAUUUUCAGGAUGGCUUCCAACUUCUUUGAACUUUGUCAUGCCUAUCAUUUUACCAAUGAGCAACCAGGCUAGAAUCUACGCAGGGUAAGAAUUAUCAAAAGCUCAAAAAAAAAAAAUAUUAAUAGCUUUUUUGCGGCUUCUUUAAAGUAGAAAGGUUUCAAAACAGAGGGAAAUAAUUGGAAUUGAUGUUACAGGGCGUAAGUAGUUUCUGGUCGGCAGCACCAAGUUUCCGUAGCAAACUUCACUUUCUUCUAAUACGAAAAAAAUGAUUUGUGUGUUCCUACGUAAUAACUUGAAUAAGUCUUACUGAUGAUCUGCGUCCUAACUUUUCUGGACAAUUGUCGCCAAACAACAAAAACCGAGAUAAUGAAACUUUUAAGAGCUAAAUAAACGGAUAAAAUCAGAAAUUUGCCUGAUCUCAAAAAAAAGACGUUAUGAUAUGGAAACUUUUUGUAUCAACCCUAUCGAGUGCCUUUCAAGGAGAUAGCAUUUCAGAUUCAUAUCCCAAACUUUGCACGUCGGAAAACUGUUGGCCGACGCCUUCAUCUACGCCAGCCGACUGGUUGAGAUACGCUACGCGAUGUGGAUGUUCAACUCCAACUUCUGUAGCUACUUGUCUCGUAAGUGGAGCUCUGACGUCUUUAGAAAUCAACUUUUUUGAAGAUUUCACCGGCACCAAGAACUAUGAUCGCAACGUGCCUCAAGAGUUUGUUCGCUACCUCAGUGAGACGAAGGAAAAUCGUUCGAUGCGCUCGAAACGUGUCAAAUCUGAAAUGGAUCCGGAAAGCAAGAAAUAUGGUAAACUAUUGUCGAAACUUCAGAAAUAUUGAAAUUCAUGGUUUCAGUGCAUCACAGAGUCACUUCUCAGCGUUUCCCUGCCACUCAACCGAAGGUAAACAUUUUUUUUUCAAAUGAGAAUUCAGAUUUAAAAUGAAUGAUGAAACAUUCUUGAAAAUAUUAUCAUGAGAAAUAGCUGACGGGAAAAAUUAUCUCUGAAUCGAAACUUACUGUUUCAAACAUAGUUUUGUUCAGCCUAACAGUAAGACAAAAAAUAAAAUAGUUUUUUUUUGCUCAAUUUACAGCUGAAAGCCUUUGUUGAACGGAGGUUUAAUCCAGCCGUCAUUGGAAAAGAUGCUCUUUUGGAUUCUUCGAUAUUAUUUCGAGCUUAUUAGUUUUUUUAAAUCAACUUCAUGCCUCUUUGACAAAAACAAAGGAAUUUUUAGCCCUCUUCUUUGAGCGCCUCUCAUCGUCCUCUACAACACGCUAGAUCCAACCCGACCACGAGUAAUUACAACAACAACGGUGCUGCGAAACUAUAA
This is a messenger RNA of Caenorhabditis auriculariae, 3701 nucleotides long. The record is from the annotation of a GenBank genome assembly. Lineage: Eukaryota; Metazoa; Nematoda; Chromadorea; Rhabditida; Rhabditidae.